Arabis nemorensis is the source of this 792-nucleotide messenger RNA. Lineage: Eukaryota; Viridiplantae; Streptophyta; Magnoliopsida; Brassicales; Brassicaceae. The record is from the annotation of a GenBank genome assembly.
AUGGUGUCUUCUACGCGGAGUUCUGACCUGUCCGAAGAUGGGCCAUGCGUACCGGAGAGAGCUCUUACGCAGAUUCCAUGCAUUCAAGAGGAUCGGGCAGGGAUAGAUAGCACAGCCGCAGGUGUCCGUGUCUGUAUUGUAAACCAGCUCCUGACAAAGAUAGAUGGCGUGGAGGCCUUGAACAAUGUCUUACUUAUUCGAAUGACAAAUCGGAAAGAUAUGCUUGAUGAAGCCCUUCUAAGGUCAUACAAUACCAGUGGACGAGAGAAUAUGAAAGUUACAAUGGAGGAUUUUAUUCGAGCUGUAUGCGAAGUUAAGCCUGCUUUUGAAACCACUCCAGUAGACCUUGAAAUGUGCAGAUUAUCAACCAACGCUGCUGCUAGCAAUUACUUAUGGUACUCUAGGCCUGCCAGCAUAGGGAGAAUCUUUAGGUAUUUCGACAGGAAAAGCUAUGGAAACAAUCCCUUGUUCUGUUUAAACAUUUCUGGGUUUCAGUGGAAAAGUGAGUACCUUCAGGGAAAUCCACUUUGGCUUCAAUACGUUAAGGUUCCAUUAGUGACUUUGGGUUACGAGAACAGUUACGAUGUGUUUGUUAAAGCACAUGGAGGCGGUCUCUCUGGUCAAGCUCAAGCGAUUACUCUCGGAGUUGCUCGUGCCCUCCUAAAGGUAAGUGCAGACCAUAGAUCACCUCUGAAGAAGGAAGGUUUACUCACUAGAGACGCAAGAGUUGUUGAAAGAAAGAAAGUCGGGCUCAAGAAAGCGCGUAAAGCACCACAAUUCUCCAAGCGUUAA